CUAUCGGUUUUCUUCUGUCGUAAACUUGUUUAUAAACAUCCCUACGAGCAUCCGUUAAUUAGGAUAACAACGUGGGAGUGUGAGUGUCCUGGAAAGUGUCUGGGCGAACUCAGAAGACGUUAUUGUGUGUUUCAGUAGUUCUCAUUGAAUUUGUAUUCGCGCCAUUUCACGUGUAUUGAUUUUUAAAUCUGUGGUUCCAAGUUAAAUAUGGACCGUUAGCGUGCGCGUGUCAAUAAAUGUUACGCGUCUACAGGAUCUCGAUCCGCUCGAUCCGCUUACCACAAGAAACCAAGAACCGUAGUUAAUUAAUUUUUAAAAUAUAUUUAAAGUUAUUUAGUCUAUUAAUAGCACGGAUGCAGUGUCACUUUGAUUCAUACAUUAAGAUUAAAACAUAAAUCCAAAAAAUAUGCUUUAGGGGACAGGCAAAGCAUUGGAACAGAGUAAACAAAUUAAAGAAGAAUACAUUCCAUAUUUUCCAUGUUCUUAACACGUCAAAGAAGAAGAUUCUGCACGGCAUGAGUCCGAAGAAGAGGGGUGAGAGGAAGAGGAAGGCGGGGGAACAGACUGAACAAGUUAAAGAAGAGUCUCUACAGGAGGGUAAGAGUCUGAAGAAGAGGGGCAAGAGGAAGGUGGGGGAACAGACUGAACAAGUUAAAGAAGAGUCUCUACAGGAGGGCAUGAGUCUGAAGAAGAGGGGCGAGAGCAAGAGGAAGGCGGGGGAACAGACUGAACAAGUUAAAGAAGAGUCUCUACAGGAGGGCAUGAGUCUGAAGAAGAGGGGCGAGAGCAAGAGGAAGGCGGGGGAACAGACUGAACAAGUUAAAGAAGAGUCUCUACAGGAGGGCAUGAGUCCGAAGAAGACGGGCGAGAGGAAGAAGAAGCUGGGGGAACAGACUGAACAGGUUAAAGAAGAGUCUCUACAGGAGGGUAAGAGUCUGAAGAAGAGGGGCGAGAGCAAGAGGAAGGCGGGGGAACAGACUGAACAGGUUAAAGAAGAGUCUCUACAGGAGGGCAUGGGUCCGAAGAAGAGGGGCGAGAGGAAGAGGAAGGUGGGGGAACAGACUGAACAAGUUAAAGAAGAGUCUGCACAGGAGGGCAUGAGUCCGAAGAAGAAGCUGGGGGAACAGAAUGAACAGGUUAAAGAAGAGUCUGCACAUGAGGAAGAAACUUGCAAAGAAAUGGUGCUGGAUGAUUUGAGGGAGAGAAAAAGCAAGAGACGAGGAGUAAAAAAGUAUAUUGGUGCUCACAUGUCGAUAUCAGGUGGGAUAUGGCAUGCAGUACAGGAUAGCCUCACCAUCGGGGCACGCAGCUUCGGCCUGUUCCUCGGCUCCCAGCGCUCAUGGCAGAGACCUCCACUUGAUGGCACAGCAGCAGCCAAGUUCAAGGAGGCCUGCGCUCGGCACAGCUUUGAACCAGCCUAUAUCCUUCCACAUGGCUCUUACCUGAUGAACUGUGGUUCCCCGAAGCAAGAUGUGUUUGAGAAGAGCCAGGUCAUGCUGGUGGACGAGCUGAACCGCUGCAGUGCCCUGGGCCUCAGUCUGUUUAACCUACAUCCCGGAGCCUCGCUGGGAUCCAUCACUACAGAGCAAUGUAUUGAGAAGAUCGCCCAAGCCAUCAACCACGCCCACCAGCAAACCUCUGGUGUGGUCACAGUUCUGGAGAACAUGAGCGGACAGGGGAGCACAGUGGGCGGUGAGUUCAGCGAGCUGCGGGGCAUCAUCGACAAGGUGCGGGACAAGAGCCGCGUUGGGGUCUGCCUGGACACGUGCCACGCUUUCGCCGCUGGGUAUGACCUCUCUGCAAAGGGAGGGGUGAAGUCAGUGCUGGAGGAGUUUGAUAAGAUAGUGGGACUCCGGUAUCUUCGUGCCGUUCAUCUCAAUGACUCAAAAGGUGGUCUUGGCUGUAACCUGGACCGUCAUGAAGAUAUCGGGCGUGGCAAAAUUGGGCUACCCACGUUCCGAGAUAUCGUGAACGAACCGCUGCUUGACAACAUCCCUCUCAUCUUGGAAACCCCUGGCCGCCCAGGGUUCGAGUACGCAGAACAGAUAGCUCUUCUGUACUCCCUCUGCGAAGACUAGAAGACUUACCCCAGCAACAGUCUUCUAAAGAAAAGGGAGAAGAGUGCUGUUCAGUCCUGUUUUGUUCCAUUACAUUUAAUCAUUCUGUUGCUGCCAUUAGUUCAGCUCAUUGUUAAUCUUUUCUUGGGAAAGUAUCACAAUAAACUAGCAUUUCGAUGAGUUAAAUUUGA
Paramormyrops kingsleyae is the source of this 2248-nucleotide messenger RNA. RefSeq names its product probable endonuclease 4. Gene Ontology annotation, biological process: base-excision repair. NCBI's taxonomy places the organism in Eukaryota, Metazoa, Chordata, Actinopteri, Osteoglossiformes, Mormyridae. Gene Ontology annotation, molecular function: phosphoric diester hydrolase activity; DNA binding; DNA-(apurinic or apyrimidinic site) endonuclease activity. The record is from RefSeq and is a predicted model, not a curated record. Gene Ontology annotation, cellular component: mitochondrion; nucleus.